This is a messenger RNA of Triticum aestivum (bread wheat), 1317 nucleotides long. RefSeq lists its product as uncharacterized. The transcript has 7 exons. NCBI's taxonomy places the organism in Eukaryota, Viridiplantae, Streptophyta, Magnoliopsida, Poales, Poaceae. The record is from RefSeq and is a predicted model, not a curated record. Bases 388 to 1197 code for a protein of 269 amino acids.
GGGUGAUAAAAUCAGAAUCACGUUAUGGGGAAAGUUUGCUUAUUUUUUGACCGAGGAUGUAAUCGGCAGCCAAACUGUCCUUAUUAUUACAUCAACGAUGGUACAGAGAUUUAAUGGUCUGUGCCUAAAGUCAACCAGUGCCACAAGAAUAUAUAUAGAUCUGGAUAUACCAGAAACACAAGAACUUCUUGAUAGGGACUCGACAGAAGAAACCUUACCAAAAAUGAUCGGUAUAGAUAGGAGUAAUCAAGGAACACUAGAAGAACAAAUGUUUUAUAGGAGGAAAACAUUGGAACAACUUACUACAAUGAGGCACGAAAACCAGCCAGACCAGAAUUUUGUCUUCACAACAAUAGCUACAAUAGACUGUUUGCAAGAAAAUAUUCAAUGGUGGUACAUGUCAUGUGUAAGUGUCACAAAUUGGCUACUAAAGAAACCGACAAGUAUUAUUGCAAGAAUUGUGGUAUAUAUCCAGAAAAGGUCACACCACGGUAUCAUGUUCGUCUCCAAAUUAGUGACCAUACAUCUACUACAAGCUGCACUUUAUUUGACGAGGAGGCUGCAAGAUUGCUUAAUAUGUCUGCAUCUAAGUUGCUGGACACACUAGAUGGGAAAUUAGAAGAAGCGCCAAAGAUUAUUCAACAAUUAUGUGGAAAAAGACUUAUAUUUCGAUUCAAGCUCAAUGAUAGUAAUCUCACAUUUGGCACACAAAACUAUGCAGUAAAAAGAACAUUUGUUUCUGAUGAUAAGCUUGAGAUGCUCUACUUGGACAAUAAAGCCGAGGAGGAACUGAUGGAUGAUGAGGUUGACAUCGUAUUAAUGAAGAAGCAGAACAUGCUAGAUAGAAAGUCAAAGAAUAAUAAAGUUUCACCUGGCGAACUUUCAUGCGAACUGGUGCCUGUGAAAGAGGAGCCACAUGACAGCAAUGGGACUACAUUAAACAAAGAUAAGAGUCAAGACAAAAUAUCGUCAUCAUCCCGUGAGCUCCGAAGUGGCAAUAAAAGGAGACUGAGAUCUGUUGUAAUAUCAGAUGACUCGGAGGAUGAAUGCAUUGAGACGAAUAUGCCUAAACAAAAUGAAAAAGGUGUCCGCGGUAACAAGAAAUGUGUUAAAGCAAAAGCCAAAAAUACAAUGCUUGAAGAUGAAGAUGAAGUACAGAAAGCAAGGCCCAGGAGAACAAGGAUGUUAUCUAGAUAAUUAGUGGAUCAGUAGCUUAUGAACAUGAUAAGUAAGAGUACUUGACAUGGAUGAGGAUAAGAAGGAUAUUAUUAGAUUAAGGGUGUGAGUGUUACCAAUGUUCUUAGACAUCUAGGUAAU